AUGACUUUGCCGAAUAAAAGCACUUCAUUUCCUGCUGGAGUACCUUCGAUAAAAGGUGGAGAGUACACCGCACCUUCAUUGGCGCGUCGGACAACUCAAAUGCCAUUAAAACCAAUUGUCCAACAAUCGAAUAACGCAGCAGCAGAAGAGGGACAAAUAAUGAAGAACCAAUACAUCUCGCAGACAAAUCGAAUCAUUGGGUCAGACUUCUUAGUAAGAAAUGUAUUACUUCAACGCAUCAGAGGUGUCCUUCAGUCCGACGAGGACGAAGCUGCUUUGUACGUUGGAGAAGGUGUUUCCGAGGUGAUUUCUUCAGCUGCGAAUGAAAUGCUUUGGAAUGCAAUUUCAGACAUUGGAAAGACAGCGGAGACGAAGAUUAGUCCUGGGGAUGGUGUGAAAGUGACAUGGGUAGAGUCCAAAACUGAUAAAUUACGUGCGGAACUUGAAUACAAAGAUGAGAAGAAGCCGCGUGAAAUACGGCGCGAUGGGAAACGCGUUAUUCGUGUGACGAUGAGUGAUGUAAUGGCAACGCGGAAGAAGUUACUUAAGCGUGGAAUACGACGAGCGGAGAUCAAGUCAUAUGAGAAUAAGUGA
Entamoeba invadens IP1 is the source of this 594-nucleotide messenger RNA. RefSeq lists its product as hypothetical. Lineage: Eukaryota; Evosea; Mastigamoebida; Endamoebidae. Bases 1 to 594 code for a protein of 197 amino acids. The record is from RefSeq and is a predicted model, not a curated record. The transcript has a single exon.